CGUCCGGAGCCCGGCUCGCUGGGGCAGCAUGGCGGGGUCGCCACUGCUCGGCGGGCCGCGGGCCGGGGGCGUCGGUCUUCUGGUCCUGCUGCUGCUGGGCUUACUUCGGCCGCCCGCCGCUCUCUGCGCACGGCCGGUAAAGGAGCCCCGCGGCCUGGGCGCAGCCUCGGCGCCCUUGGGUGAGGCCGGGGUCCCCAGGCGCUUCAGGCGGGCAGCGGCUCGGGGCGAGGCGGCGGAGGCAGUGCAGGAGCUGGCACGGGCGCUGGCGCACCUGCUGGAGGCCGAACGGCAGGAGCGGGCGCGGGCCGAGGCGCAGGAGGCCGAGGACCAGCAGGCGCGCGUCCUGGCCCAGCUGCUGCGCGUCUGGGGCGCUCCCCGCACCACCGACCCCGGCCCCGGGCCUUGGAGGACGAUCCCGGACGCGCCCGCCGCGAAGGUGGCCCGCGGCCCUGCUCCGCGGCGCGCCUGGAUCCCCGCGUCCUCGCCGGCCCAGCUGGUCCCAGCUCUUGUCCCUGGCCGGGGUACUCGACCCCGCCCCCCAAUCUACGAUGAUGGCCCCGCGGGCCCCGAGGCGGAGGACGCCGGUGACGACACGUCUGAUGUGGACCCCCAGCACACCAUCCACAACAUCCCCUUCAGAACUGUAUUGCCUAGUUCUGAAGAUACUGGGAGUUGGUGUUGGUAG
Myotis lucifugus (little brown bat) is the source of this 685-nucleotide messenger RNA. It is a transcript of the gene PCSK1N, whose product is annotated as proprotein convertase subtilisin/kexin type 1 inhibitor. Gene Ontology annotation, molecular function: endopeptidase inhibitor activity. Lineage: Eukaryota; Metazoa; Chordata; Mammalia; Chiroptera; Vespertilionidae. The record is from RefSeq and is a predicted model, not a curated record. Gene Ontology annotation, biological process: negative regulation of endopeptidase activity.